This is a messenger RNA of Rattus rattus (black rat), 1916 nucleotides long. It is a transcript of the gene Tnfsf13b, whose product is annotated as TNF superfamily member 13b. The transcript is spliced from 6 exons. The record is from RefSeq and is a predicted model, not a curated record. Gene Ontology annotation, molecular function: tumor necrosis factor receptor binding; receptor ligand activity. Lineage: Eukaryota; Metazoa; Chordata; Mammalia; Rodentia; Muridae. The coding region runs from base 297 to 1361 and encodes 354 amino acids. Gene Ontology annotation, cellular component: membrane. Gene Ontology annotation, biological process: immune response.
GGGAAAGCACCUUCGACAAACUUGUCUGGAGAAAGCCAGUCUGAAUCUCAAGCUGCCCCCAGCCGUCGUGUCAGAGGCCUCAUAUCUCCCACAAACAGGACUAUAUUGAGAUAGAAUGAAAAAUCUUACAAAAACUGAAAGUGAAAUGCGGAAGACAGAUUGAGCAAUCAAUGGAAGGCCAGAGCCAGAGAACCUACUUCAGGGUAGCAAAAGAUGCAGAAGAGAGAAAGUCAGGAGAGUGCCAUGCUCUGAGGGCAGCCUCCUGAGACACAGAUGACAGGAAAUGACCUACCCCCAUGGUCACUUACUCCAAAGGCCCAGACCUUCAAAGUGCUCCUCUUGGAAUGGAUAAGUCUGCAAAGAACCUGCCACCACCGCGCCUCUGUUUUUGCCCUGAGAAAGGAGAAGAUAUGAAAGUGAGAUAUGUUCCCAUCACUCCGCAGAAGGAGGGUGCCUGGGUUGGGAUCUGCAGGGACAGACGGCUGCUGGCUGCUACCCUCCUGCUGGCUCUGUUGUCCAGCAGUUUCACAGCGAUGUCCUUGUACCAGUUGGCUGCCCUGCAAGCAGACCUGACGAGCCUGCGCAUGGAGCUGCAGAGCUACCGAAGUUCAGCGACACCCGCCGCCCCGGGGGCUCCAGGGUUGUCCGCGGGAGUCAAAGUGAGUUCACUCCCCCGCUCUGCCUGUGCAGGAGCACCAGGUAUGACACUCUGCUGCUGUCCAGUAACUGCUUGUCUCUAUUCCCAGCUCCCAACACCCGCAGCUCCUGGACCCCACAACUCCAGCCGAGGCCACAGGAACAGACGCGCUUUCCAGGGACCGGAGGAAACAGAACAAGAUGUAGACCUCUCAGCUACUCCAGUGCCAUCCCUGCCUGGAAACUGCCAUGCUUCUCACCAUGAUGAGAAUGGACUGAACCUCAGAACCAUCAUUCAAGACUGUCUGCAGCUGAUUGCAGACAGCAACACGCCGACUAUACGAAAAGGAACUUACACAUUUGUUCCAUGGCUUCUCAGCUUUAAAAGAGGAAACGCCUUGGAGGAGAAAGAGAACAAAAUAGUGGUGAGGCAAACAGGCUAUUUCUUCAUCUACAGCCAGGUUCUGUACACGGACCCCAUCUUUGCCAUGGGCCAUGUCAUCCAGAGGAAGAAAAUACACGUGUUUGGGGACGAGCUGAGCCUGGUGACUCUGUUCCGAUGCAUCCAGAAUAUGCCGAAAACACUGCCCAACAAUUCCUGCUACUCCGCUGGCAUCGCGAAGCUGGAAGAAGGGGACGAGAUUCAGCUUGCAAUACCUCGGGAGAAUGCCCAGAUUUCACGGAACGGAGACGACACCUUCUUUGGUGCCCUAAAACUGCUGUGACCCACUUGCUGGAGUGUGUGACCCCUUCCCUCCUCUUCUCUGUACCUCCGAGGGAGAAAAGAAACGGACCACUGGAGAUAACAAAAGAGGGGGAAGUCGUCACCGGAAGUUUUCCCGUGAGUUGUUGAAUCUGGUCCAAAGCAGGAAAUAUAACAGGCAGCCACAUCCAAAGUGGGUCAUGUGAGUUAUGAGAAAUGGAGCCACAUCCAGAAUGAUAGGACUAGGAAGGCUGUUUACUCCUGUCCUAUGCCAACACGCACCGCCGCACCCUUGCUUUUCGCCUCGGGAGGCACACGUUCCGAAUGCGGGGACAUUUCCUUGUUUUGUGAUUCACCGUGAGAAGAGGGCCCACCUUUCCAGGUCACUGAAGCAUUCACGCAAAGUCUCAGGAUUUACCCUCCCUCCUCAUGCUAAGUACGCGCGCCUCUUUCCCAGGUAACACUUUGGAAAGGUUUUGUGUUGGGUUGUUUGUUUUUAAAUCUAGGAGUCUCGAGAACUGGCUAUAGACAAGAAUACUUAACAAAUUCAAGUGUAAAAUAAACUUAAUUAAAACCG